AUGGACAUGUGGCCAAUGAAUCGACAUACCCAGGCAAGUGCCUUACUUCGGCACUACUUGAGCUGGGCGGUGCACUGUGGGCUUCUGUGGGUGACUGAGGCAGUUGAUGUUACAAGUGCUAGUGAAGGCUACAACUUGAAUCGAUAUUACACACAUUCGCGAGGCAGUGCAGCCCGGUAUUUGUUGGGUAUUUGCAUGCAUUCACUUAUGAAAACACUGGUUACGACCACUGUCGUCAUUGGGAGAAUGAGCUGCAGCGGUAGUGCAGGAAACUCUGAAUUGAUGAAGAGCGGGAGGCGCGAAAAGGAAGAUGAGAGGCAGAAGAUAUCAUUGGAUAGACAGGGCGGCCAAGCACGCACAAAUACACUGGCAGACUGUUCAGUUGCUCUUCAGUUCAACCCAACGAUGUUCAGGCUCUCUCUUGGCAUACUUACUUAUCACAUCACCAAUAGCCAAAUGAGCGCUAACCUAUCUCAUCUUCACGCCUCUCCUGCCAACCUUUCACCUUAUUUUCGACGCUGGGCACGGAAACGGUGCGAGUACCGUUCCUUGGUGUUGAAUGCAAGCGCCGUGCAGGCUAGAGAUAGUGGCGCAUAUCGACCUGAGACUGGUGAUGAAUGCGUGACUCAGGUAGUGGUAGCAAAACCCUGUACAUACUCUAUCGUGCUCGCUCCACCUCAGUGGAACUGA
Messenger RNA from Laccaria bicolor S238N-H82, 690 nucleotides. RefSeq lists its product as uncharacterized. The record is from RefSeq and is a predicted model, not a curated record. NCBI's taxonomy places the organism in Eukaryota, Fungi, Basidiomycota, Agaricomycetes, Agaricales, Hydnangiaceae. The transcript has 6 exons. Bases 1 to 690 code for a protein of 229 amino acids.